GCCCUCUUGCCGCAAGUAGUUAAACUACGUUAAUUUAAAACUCACAAAACUUCAACACGAUUACUUUGGUGGAUAAAUUUAGUCAAGUCACAAACCUUAUGUAGCCCAACUCACCAAACGAUAAACGAUAAGAGAUCAACACACACACACAACCAAAUUACAAAAAAAGUUUUUAGUAAAAGUGUAGUCAUUUGGUAAGCACACCACUUCACCAUAAAUGGCUGACUAUAUAACCGUAGUAGAAGUUGAUGAUCCAACUUCCCAAGAUCCUAACCUAUUGCUGCGAAAAACACCACCACACACACCCAGCGAUGAAGAUCCAUCUUUUAUAACUGUGUUAUCGAUAAAUAACAAUAAUAACCUGCCACACCACACACAGAAUGUGGGGAAAGGUCUAGACUCUUCUAAUGCGGAAACAGAAACUGUGGUGGUUUUUCGUUUACCGGGAGAACGUUUGGGUUUUGGUCUCAAAUUUCAAGGUGGCACAAGGAGUACAGAAAAAGUACAAAAGCUGUUUAUACAAUCCUGUGCCAAGGAUAGUCCCGCGGCCAAAGUAAUGACCUCUUGGGGUCAAUUGAGGGAGGGAGAUGAGAUCGUUAAGAUUGAUGAUAGUUGGGUAAGAGAUAUGACUAGAAUAGAAUGUGUUAAGGGUUUGAAAGAUAAUGUAGCUAUUAAGCUAGAGGUGCGUAAUGGUAGGGGUCUAAAGCCCAUGGAUUUAGAGGAGGAUUAUGAUCAGAGAGGACAUAUGACCACCUUUACCGGGGGCAGUGGUAAAAUGAAAGGAGCACCACCGCCACCACCACCAGUGCCUCCCAGAAAGCUGGUGAAAAAACCCAUAGCUAAUAAAGAAUUGGAAGAAAGUGUGGCACAAAGUACGGAGGUUACGGUAGAGGAUCAAAAUCAAGAGAAAUCCUUUACCCCACCCCCUGAUGCAGAGUUUUAUAUAAAUCUCUUUGCUGAAAAUAAUGCCAAUAAUAAUAGUAAUCAUUCUAACUCAAGGCAGCACAAUGCUGGUUCCGAAUCUGAUGAUACGGCCAGCACUAUAUCCACAGUUAUAGAUCGCUAUUCUAUUACUUCUACUUAUUCCUCAGAAUCGGAUCUAUCGGGUUUUAAUUCCUUAACAAAUGGCCAGGCUAGUGUGAUAAAUAAACCAGAAUUGGCUAAAGUUUUAAAGCCUUUUACCAUGUUGGAACAAGAGUUCAAUUUGGCUGGGAAUACAGAGCAGGCUUUGUCCAGUGUUUUGGAUACUUCUUUGGACUUGGAUUUAAAUAAUAUUACCCUAAUACCGGGCAAUAAUUAUGAGAAUAUAGAAUUUAAGACUCAGAAGAUUAAUGUUUACGAGAAUAUGGAACUGAGACCUAAAGAGGAACCAAAAGAGGUUGAUGUGACAGCUGAAGAUAAAAAGGAAGAAGAGGUUAAGCAGCUAACGCCCACUCCCAAACCUAGACAGGUUACAGCCCAUAUAGAACCCAAGAAAAGAUCCAUAAUACCUAUGCCAAGGAAAUUAAGUAAUACAGGAAAACAAGCCAUAGAAGUGCUACCGCCCAAGGUGCCAGAUAAUGUGGUACUUCCGAGUACUCCAAACCCCAAAGUUGUCACGCCUACAACACCCACCACGCCCACAAAUGACUUGCCUGCAGCCAAAGAAUUGUCUGCUAAAACUAAUUCUCCCACAACCCCCAAUGGUGUGGCCACAAGUCCCAAGGAAUAUGCCACCAAAAUUCCUAAAGCUAUUCUCACACCUCAAAGUCAACAGCAACUACUAGAACGGGCCAAAACAGAAAGCGAGAUAAAGCUAAAACCUCAAAGUAAAUUAGAAAAGCUUAAACUACAAACUAGCGACUUUUUGGAAAAGGAACAAGGCAAUAAACAAAAUAAAACUCCUUCACCCACCAAGUCCCGCAUACCCAUACAUUUGACCAACAAACGUUCGCUAGAAUUGGAAAGCUCUACGGGCAAACCUAACAGCAUAAAAUCACCCACAAAUAUACCACGACGCCUAACCAAACAAAAGUCGGAAACUGAUUUAAAUUUAAAUUAUCUAAUAAAUACUCAAUCUAAGGAAUCUAGUCCUCUUAGUAACUCCAAAAUUCCUCUACAACGCACCAUAUCAGCUGAGGCUAAAUUUAAAAGUCCUGAUCGCACUCUCAUACCCAUACUUCAACAGAGUACUGGAUCUACUUUAAACUCCUCCUCGGAGAGUAUAAGCAGCACGGCCUCUGGUUCCAAGAAUCGUGGACCCAAACCCAAGCCACCAGAAAGAGUACAAUCUUUGCCCAAAACUAAUAUACCCAAACUAUCGCUUAAUAAUGUAACCACUGUAGCCGUAGUAGACCGAUCGGUUACACCCUCCAGUCCCCUCACCGCACAAAUGCCCAGUAUGCAGACCUUUAAACAGACCUCACCUAAACCGCAGGAAAAACCCUCAACUCCCCCCUCACCCAGUCGAGAAAUACGUUUUAAAAUACAAACCUAUGAAAGUAAGACACAGACCAAUAAAGACACCCCAAACGUAUUUCAAGAUCAGGAAGAACAUUUACCCAGUCUUUUCGAACUACAAAGACGCAGCACACCGCCCAGUACCCGUAAAACAGAAGACUCUUCUUCAACAGCCGACAAUUCUAAAGAAUCUUCACCCUCCUCCACCAUACGCAACUUAUUUGGAGAACACUCACAGGAAAAAGAAAAAGAAGACGAUGACAAUGAUAAUGAAGACCUAGAUUGUACUACGCCUCCACCACUGGUAGUGGGUAAAUGCAUGAAAAUUGAUGACUCCUCUGCACCGCUAUACUACUCUAGUUCCAGUAGUGAUGAUGAGGAUGAUAUGGUCGAUGUUAAUGGUUAUGAGGAAAAGGAUUAUAUAUGUGAAGAUGGUGAGAAAUUGGGUCCGCCUGAGCUGAUAAAUGGACCAGGACCUUCUGAGGCCUAUUUCAAUCUCUAUUGGCAUUCGAAUAUGUUGCCUACCAUAGGUGAAGUGGAGGAGGAAUGCUCUUCGCUAGAACCGCAAUCACUAACAAAUGGACCCAUUGUCAUAGUCGAUGACUUGAGUCAACAGAAACCGGUGAAUAAAACGGAUAACGAACAAACGAAAGACACAGAGAAAGUAGUGAAAAUAGAAGAGACAACGAGUGCAAUAAAUAAUAACAAUAAUACCAAACUCAAGAAACCAAUAUUCAUAGGAGUUCCCGUACUACCGCCCACUGUGCCGGUAACAGAGUUACAAAAUUUGAAAAAGAAGGAGUUGAAGGAGAAUAAAAACAAAAUGAGUGAAGUGAGUGAAGAAAAAGAAAAACAGUUAAAUUUGAAAGAAAGUGAAGAAGUGAAAGAAAAAGAAAGUGGGGAACCAGAGGUAGUUGAUGGUAAAGAAAAAGAGGAAUUGAAAAUGGAAAAGAAGGAAGAAAAAGAGAGUUUGGAGCAGCAAAAGAUAGAACAAGUGAGUAAAGAGGUUAAGGAAAGUAAAAGUUUAGAGAAAGAGGAGACUAAAGCGGAAGAGCAAACCCAUAGUGAGAUUUCAAUGGCUGCGGAAACCUUCCAAACUGCUACAUCAGAGGUGAGUGACAACAAAACCGCCUUAUCCGAGACUAAACAGGAGGUAAAAACCGAAACCAAACAAACUACCACCAAAUCCUCAACCUCUACCACUACCACCACCAAGAAGGUAAUCAAAUCAUCAACCACCUCCUCUACCGUAGUAGAAUCGAAAACCUGCGACAAUUUACUAGAUGCCAUAGACGAUUUACCCGAAGAAUUCAAAAAGGUAUUGGUAGAAUGCAAAACUCCCGACUCCCCAAAACCCAUAUCAUUUUCGCUACAACCCUAUACGGAACGUAUAGGCAAUACCAAAAUCACCGUAAUGGAGGAAAGACAAUUUGAAACCGAUCAAAAGGCCUAUGCUGAAAUACGCACGCUGGACUCCAAAACGGGUGAGGAGAAAAUACAAAAAUCCAGUGAAACCCAUAAAGAGAAAGCCAAACUCAAGAAGGUGCACAGUCAGGAUAGUCUCGAUGACAAGGUCAAACAACAGCAGCAGCAGCAACAACCGAUAACUGUUACCGCCCAAGCGGAAACAAGAUUAUCGGAAGAGGCCUUGAAUCCACAAGAUAAUCAAAGUAUUGUCAGAGGUAUUUUGAAUCUAUCGGAGUGUGGUAAACAAUUGCAAGCCAACGAACAAGGAGGCAUCGAUCUUUUGGAGUGUGAACAUCAAAUAUUGGAAACUUUCGAGGAUAGUGAACAGUUGAUAAGUCCCCAAAAGGAGGAGAAAUCUAACGAGAAGCCUUCGCUUAUACGAGAGCUCAGUGAAACCUUAAUGGUUACAGCAGAUGGUGAAAAACAGAUAACCAAACGUUCGGAGAUAACUAAAGAGGAAUUGGCCAAGGAAGCUGGAUUUGAGCAAAAUGAUCUGGUCCAAAAUAUAAUGGAAAUGGAGGCUAAUAAAUUGAUUAACGAAGAGACCCAACAGUUGAUAGAUUCCGUGUUAAAAGAUGCUGAGAAACAGGCGAACAAACGUGUAGAUUCUAGCAAGGAUUCCGGGAAGAAGGGACCCAAAUUGGUUAAGAAAACCGAGGAGGAAAAGAAAUUGGAAAUGGAGGCUCAGAAACUAAUCGAAAGCUAUCAAAAGGUUAAAAAAGAGGCGGAGAAACUUUUCCAAUAUGAGGCCGUCGAUGAAAGAGGUUUCGAUUUAAGUGAUUUGGAAAAGGAACAAGAGAAAGAGAAGGAAACUAAAAAAGAAAAUGCCAUAAAGAUUGAGGAGAAAAAGAAGCCUGAGAAUCAGGAAGAAGUAAUUGAAAAGGAGAAUGCGUCAGUCAAUGUUCAAGAAGUUGUUAACAAGACUGACAUUAAAACUGAAGUUAUUGCGGAAGAUGAAACUAAACAACCUGAAAUUGUCAAGGAAAAAGUAAAGGAUUCCAAACUAGCAUCGCUAGUUCCUGAGGUUGUAGAACCAACUCAACCGGUCUUAGUAACAACACCCAAUUCUUCUCAGGAUUUCAUUGACAAUGAACCUUUGUAUGUCUUGCAUAAGAAUAUUAUAGAAACUAAAGAUGUUUCAACUCCAAUUAAAGAAAUUACGAAAGAGCUUGUUGAGAAUGAAAAUGUAGAACCAAAAGAGGAUCUUAAGAAAGAAAAACCUUGCAAAGAAGAAACUCCCAAGACCAAUGAAUCCAAAACAGAAUCUCUUAAACAAGUAUCAAACAAGAUCAAGGACUUACAAACUGAAGUUCCUAAACAAGAGACUCCCAAUAUCAAGGAAUCUAAAACAGAACUUCCAAUACAAGAGUCGCCAAAGAGCCAGGAAUCUAGUGUAAAACCUUUAAAACCAGAGUCUCCAAAGAUUCAGAAAACCACAAAGAUACAGGAAAUUCACAACGAACUUUCAACGACUAAGACUCUAAAGGUCCAGAAGACUCACAAAGAACCCUUGACUCCCGAAACUCCUAAGAUCCUAGAAAAACAAAUAGAACUACCACCUCUAAAGAUCCAGGAAACUAAAACUGAAAGCCCUAAAGUGGAGGUUACAACAGAGAAAAUCAAAUCCGUUAAAUUGUCUCCCAAGCUAAAGAAAUCUUCAAAGAAAUCAGAGAGUUCAACGCCCAUUAAAGAACAACCCGUUUCACCCAAAAUGAAACCGAAACCAACACCAAAACCUAAACCUCCAGUACCACAAAAGAGAACAGAAACCCUUGUGAAACCCAUACCCAAACGUAGAGGUUCUUUAGAGACCACCUCCUAUAUCUCAGAACAAAAAGUAGAAAUUGCAAAACCAACAACACCUCCCACACCACCAACAACUCCGAUAGUUGAAAUACCCAAACCCAUGGAACGUAUUAUAGUGGGAGUAGAACAUCAUAUAGUUUUACCCCAAACAGUGAUUAAUGCCCAAGUAAAUUCUUCAAAUGACCAACAACCUCCUCCGGUUAUAACAUUAGCUAGCGAAAAUCUACCCUCGGUAGAGAAACAAUCUUCUCAUCAUUCAAAUAUGCCUCUGCUGGCACAAACUGCUUCUGGAGAUUUACUGGAAACUAUCAAUUUGCCCAAUGUGACCUUAGAGAGUAAAGAUCUAUUGACCUCUUCAUCAGCUGAUUCGGUCAAGAGUGCCAUUAAGGUGGAAGCUGUUGUCGAGCAUACCGACGACGAGGAUUUCAAGGAGGAGCAGCAGAAGCAGCAGGUGCAGGUGGACGAGAUUAAGGUGCAAGAAGAGAAAGAGCAAAAAGAAAAAGGUAAGUGGAAAAAAGUACAUUUAAUUAUAUUAAAAAGGAUUUUUAAGCUUUUUUCCUAA
Molecule: messenger RNA, 6274 nt
Organism: Lucilia cuprina (Australian sheep blowfly)
Lineage: Eukaryota; Metazoa; Arthropoda; Insecta; Diptera; Calliphoridae
Product: titin-like
Exons: 2
Coding region: 218-6274 (2018 amino acids)
Molecular function (GO): protein binding
Source: RefSeq, a predicted model, not a curated record